Vicia villosa (hairy vetch) is the source of this 489-nucleotide messenger RNA. RefSeq lists its product as uncharacterized. The record is from RefSeq and is a predicted model, not a curated record. The transcript is spliced from 3 exons. The coding region runs from base 1 to 489 and encodes 162 amino acids. Lineage: Eukaryota; Viridiplantae; Streptophyta; Magnoliopsida; Fabales; Fabaceae.
AUGAGAGCAUCUGAAAAAGGGGGGUGCCUUAAUGCUGUUGGAAGUAUAAGCACUGCUGAGCAUCUUCGACGCCUGGCUAAGGAAUUGAAUAGACAACCUCUGAUGACCGAGUUGAUUGCAAGGACUUGGACAAAGAAAACAAGAGGUUUUGUUGACGAGCGUACACAAAAAGCUAUGGAUGAUUAUCAGACAUUGCUUGUACGAUUUUUGAAUAUUAAUCCUCAAUAUACUCCAAGACCGGGAGAGCCGCUUCAUCCGGAUGUGGAUUUUUAUCUUUGGAGUAAAGUCAUUGGAGGCAAGGGGCCUAACGGGUAUUUUUUUGGUGGUGGAAAUUUGGCAGGCACCUUGAGACCAGAUGAUAGAACUCUAUAUCAAAGAAUUAUUGACGGGGAAGGAGGUUCACGUCUCGUAACUUUGACACCGGAACAACAAGAAACCGUAAGACAAUUGGCGGUAAAUGAGGCGAGACGCGAUGCGGCAGAACGUUAA